Fraxinus pennsylvanica is the source of this 1821-nucleotide messenger RNA. Lineage: Eukaryota; Viridiplantae; Streptophyta; Magnoliopsida; Lamiales; Oleaceae. The record is from the annotation of a GenBank genome assembly.
AUGCCACCUCUGCCUCUCAUUCCCCUCUUGCUUAUCUUCUUCAUUCCAUUCUCCUCCUCCGUCGCACCACAGCUACUACACCAGUCCCACUUCAACAAACACAAAUUUCACCUCAACAAAUCAGAUUCAUACAAACAAUACUAUGAAAUUACACGCCCUUUACCUUUCCACACCCUGAUUCCCUCAUGCGCACUCCCAGUCUUCUCCCACGACUUCGAAAACACCAUCGGCCUGCCUCCGACCACCGCCGGAUACUCUUCUCCGGCUAACUGUACUUGGUCCCACGUCUCUCUGCACCUUUCCGUCUCUUCCAAUGGGUCCCAGUAUGAUCGCAUUGCCGCGGUGUGGCUUGACGGCGCCGAGCUGCUCCGCACCAGCACCGCGGAGCCCACCCCAGAUGGUGUCUUCUGGAAAAUUAGCAAGGACAUCACCAGGUACUCUUCGAUUCUCCGUCAGGAAAACCUCACCCUCUCCGUCAUGCUUGAAAACGUCGUUAAUGACGUCUAUACCGGCGUUUACCGGGUCAAUAUCACCUUCUUGUACUAUGAUAUUGGUAGUAAUGAUACUGGCUCCCACGGAUUUAACUUCCCAUUGUCAUUAUUUCCACUGAACCAGAAGUCAACUGUCAUGAAAUGGAAAGAAAACCCUGUAAUUUCAACGUUGAAUCGUGAAGAGAACUCGUUGGAUUUAUAUGAUAAGCCAGCAGAUUUGAUAAUUCCAAUAUCUGGAAUUGAAAAUGAUGGGUUUUGGUUCAGAAUCGAGAAGGGUUCCGAUGUGAUGUACAAGGGGAUUCAGAUUCCAGCAAAUACAUACAAGGCUGUGAUCGAGGUUUAUGUUUCAUUUCAUGGAAAUGACGAGUUCUGGUACUCGAAUCCCCCUGAUUCUUAUAUAGAACUGAACAAUUUGGAAACAAAGCGGGGCCAUGGUGCUUACCGGGAAGUUCUGGUGUUGCUUGAUGAUAAUAUAGUUGGAUCAGUGAUCCCAUUCCCGGUGAUUUUCACGGGCGGGAUCAAUCCUUUAUUUUGGGAGCCAAUAGUUUCUAUUGGGGCGUUUGAUUUGCCUUCCUACGAUAUUGAUAUAACCCCCUUUUUGGGUAUGUUACUUGAUGGUAAUGUGCAUAGUUUCGGGCUGAGAGUAGCUGAUGCUAUCUCGUUCUGGCUUGUGGAUGCGAAUUUGCAUUUAUGGUUGGAUAAUAAUGUGAAAGAAGUUCAGGCUAUGACGUUUAAAUAUAGUGCUCCCAGUAGUGGAGUUGAAUGCGAAUCAAAGUUUCACAAGCUCGAUGGAUCCUUUGAGAUUGAAGGGAAGAGGAAGAGUGAGGUUUCUGGGUGGGUGAAUUCGAGUUUAGGAAAUUUGACUACCUAUGUUCAUCAAAAGUUGAAGUUUGAGAACACCAUAAAGUUCAAAAAGAAUGGGACUCAGAAGGUUGUGAAGCAAGAAGUGAAGGUGAAGAAAGAAUUAAGAGUUGAGUCCGAUACAGGUACCUUGAUUUCGCGUACCACCGUGAAGAAAACGUAUCCCCUGAAAAUCACCAGUUCAACUUUGGCUGGAUCAGAGAAGAACACUUACUUGAUGAUCACAGAUCUGGAGCAUUCCCUAAAGGAGGAGAGGUCGAAUGGGAAUUUAUCGAGCUCUUUGGUUAACAGUCAACAAUCCAGUGGGUGGAUGUUUGUACAGGAUCAUGACGUGCUCUCUGGUGCAGCGACUACUGAUCAAAGUUACACUUACAAGGACAAUUUCAGUUGCUACUCUCAGAUAGUUUCAGCUGCCAAUGGCAAGCUUGGGAGCAAUACCACAAGCCUUCUCUGUUCGUCGUCCUUUUGA